Messenger RNA from Cydia splendana, 1103 nucleotides. RefSeq names its product large ribosomal subunit protein mL39 (gene mRpL39). The coding region runs from base 87 to 1088 and encodes 333 amino acids. The transcript is spliced from 8 exons. The record is from RefSeq and is a predicted model, not a curated record. Lineage: Eukaryota; Metazoa; Arthropoda; Insecta; Lepidoptera; Tortricidae. Gene Ontology annotation, cellular component: mitochondrion. Gene Ontology annotation, molecular function: RNA binding; nucleotide binding.
CAUUAAAAAGAUAACCUAAAAAUAUAACCUUAAAACAUUAUAACUUCUUCAUUAUCUUUAUUUAUAAAUACAUUGAAAGCAUAAAAAUGAAACGCCACUUGACGAAUUUAUCGCGAAAUAUACUACAAAAUAAAUGCAGUAACACAUUUUCACUAUCAAGAUAUUUAAGUACACAAGAGGCGAUAGAGCGUCGUCAUCACCUCUUCUCGCUGGAAAAGAAGCGUCAGUUGGAGAAUGUGGGCCGCAUUGAGAAGAUUGAAGUCAAUUACAAGGGUGUUCCCAAAGAUUGCACUCUGAUUAUGAAUAAAGACAUUUCGACUCCUCAUGAUUGUGCCAAACAUCUCAGUGAGUGGCACGCAGAAAGCAGCGCACUGGCACUCAUCGAUGGAGCUGUACACUGGGACAUGCACAGACCUCUGACAGAGAACUGCACACUUGAAUUCCAGAUGUACAACAGCGCAGAGCCACAGCAAGUCAACAAGGCGUUUUGGCGCAGCUGUUCUUUCCUGCUAGGGGCUGUGGUCACGCGCGCCUUCAAGGACAAGGUUGAGGUCAAUUUGCACAGCUUCCCGGGACCCGACAUCCGCUCGGGUUCGUUCAUAUACGACGUGGCCCUCUCCCUCCCCUCUUGGCGGCCCACCCCCCAAGAGCUCCACACGUUAACGGCGGAAUACGUGUCGUUCUGUCGUCGCGGAGAUCCUAUAGAGAGGCUGGAGGUGUCCGAGGAUCUGGCGCUGGAGAUGUUCGUGGAAAACGAGUACAAGGUCAAGCAGAUACCCAGCAUUGCCAAGGCUAAUGGCAAGGUGACGUUAUACAGAGUGGAAAAGCACGUUGACAUCUCGAAGGGGCCGCUCAUAAAUCACGCGGCGCAGGUCGGCCGUGUCGCCGUGACUGCCGUACAUAGACUAGAGAGUCCGAGCGACUCGCCGCAGCUGUACCGGUUCCAGGGCGUGGCGCUGCCCGCUGGGGUCAUAUUGAACCACUUCGCUUUCAGGGUUCUCACUGAACGCGCUAAGAAAUUGAAUCCGGCGCGCUCCCCGCUCGGGCGCUGGGAGGACGCUCGCGAGCCCGUCGCGGCCCAAGCUUAGGAAUAUUAUUAGUUA